This is a messenger RNA of Syzygium oleosum, 938 nucleotides long. RefSeq lists its product as uncharacterized. NCBI's taxonomy places the organism in Eukaryota, Viridiplantae, Streptophyta, Magnoliopsida, Myrtales, Myrtaceae. The record is from RefSeq and is a predicted model, not a curated record. The transcript is spliced from 3 exons. Bases 185 to 721 code for a protein of 178 amino acids.
UCUCUCUCUGUCUCUCUGCUCUGUCACUCUUUCACUGCUCGUCGUCGCUCGGAUUCGAGAGAGAGAGCAGAGAGCGAGGGAGGGGGUGACUCUAGCCGAAAGGGCCGAUAACCCACCAUUUCUCUCGACUCCGUAGCGAGAGUUUGAGGUGGAGAGAGAAAGAGAGGGAGAGGGAGGAGGGGCGAUGGAGAAGGCAUUGACGAAAGUGAGCAGCUUGAAGCUGGGGAACUCUUGGAUUUCGAAGAGGGCCAAGGCGGAGAUCUCCAACAUCACCGAAGACAUCACCUAUGUCUCCAAUGCUGUUGAAGAGAAGGCAAAAUGGAUUUUCAACAAGCUGAAAGGAAAGCCACAGAGAACCUUGCCAGAGCUUCUUCGAGAGUACAACUUACCGCCAGGGCUUUUCCCCCAGAACAUAACUUGUUAUGAAUUUGAUGAAUCAAAGGCCAAGCUGAUUGUCUACUUGCCUUCUGCUUGUGAGGUUACCUUCAAGGACUCUUCUGCAAUUAGAUAUGCGAAUCGUGUGAAAGCAAUCCUGAUGAGAGGGAAGCUCACUGGUAUAGAGGGGAUGAAGACUAAAGUCCUGGUGUGGGUUAAGGUGACGAGUGUGACAGUCGAGGGCUACAAGUCCGACAAAGUAUGGUUCAUGGCUGGCGUGAAGAAGUCGAGGGCAAAGGAUGCCUACGAAAUGCCCCGUGACGCUGUCAGAGUGGAAGAAUUUUGAUCUACUAAAGGGGAGUAGCAUCUCCUAAUAUUUCUAGACAGUUAAGCAUAGGUAUCUAUAUAUCUGCAUUGUUCCAAGACCAAAUUUGCAGCCUCCGCCAUUUGAUUUUGUUUAUAGUUAUUAGUUGCCGCAUCUGGGAAUGGAUUUUUCUCAAUUUAUUGCUUUGUGCAAUUUAUGACUGAUGAGUCUAAGCAAUCUGAUCAGCCCUUUGUAGUAA